Messenger RNA from Helobdella robusta, 840 nucleotides. RefSeq lists its product as hypothetical. The record is from RefSeq and is a predicted model, not a curated record. Lineage: Eukaryota; Metazoa; Annelida; Clitellata; Rhynchobdellida; Glossiphoniidae. The coding region runs from base 1 to 840 and encodes 279 amino acids. The transcript is spliced from 5 exons.
AUGACUUUUGCAAACAGAUGGGUCUUGAGAUCCGCUCUGAACUUCGUAAGUGAUGGAGAAAUAGUCAGAAAAAGAAAUAGAGAGUUCCAGAGAAAAGCGCCAGAAAAAGCAAAUGCAGAUUUAGCAAAAGGGUGUUUAAUACGAGUUAAGAAGAAGUGGUCAUUAAAUAUUAACAUGUUGGUGUCCGAGUACGCAUGGUUCACAUUUUGCUGUCACCAAAUUUUUGUUCAUUAUGUCCGUAGCGAGACGAGAAGGCCAAAAAUUUCACGCAUGGUCAAUGCGCAAAAUACCAUAAGAAGUACGGAAGGACGCGUGAAUAUAAAUGACAAUCAACUGAACAAGCAAAAUACAAAUCAAUGUAUAUUAGAUGUUUACAGUUUUCAGACGGAGUACCCAUCAUCCUCGUACACACAGCUGACCGCAAUCAUCGGUGCGUACUAUCAAUUCCUAUUCAUCUCUCUGCAUACUAAGCGGAACAUAGAAAAAUACGCCAUGCUAAUCCAGAGAAAAAUAUUUACUAAGCAUGUUUUGGAAAACCUAGCGCAACCCGCGCACAUUCCAAACCAAUGCACUACAUCCAUUUUGACCGACCGGCAGCCUUUAUUUACAAGCACCGUGCACCAGACGACAGAACCCAGUUGGACGCAUGAGAAAUUAUAUUUAAGCGCAGAAGCGAGAAAAUCGAUCCAUUGUUCGUCGAGUUGUGCUCGAAAACAUCGCAGAAAACUAAAUCACGAUUCGAAUCUACCCUCCAUCACGGUUGAAUUGAAAGCGACGGGAUCCUACAUUCUUCUCUUCCCAUUUCUGCUGAUAAACAUUCAAUUAAACAUUAGCUGGUGA